This is a messenger RNA of Prionailurus viverrinus (fishing cat), 1478 nucleotides long. RefSeq names its product alpha tubulin acetyltransferase 1 (gene ATAT1). Gene Ontology annotation, cellular component: microtubule. Bases 20 to 1285 code for a protein of 421 amino acids. Gene Ontology annotation, biological process: alpha-tubulin acetylation. The record is from RefSeq and is a predicted model, not a curated record. The transcript has 13 exons. Gene Ontology annotation, molecular function: tubulin N-acetyltransferase activity. Lineage: Eukaryota; Metazoa; Chordata; Mammalia; Carnivora; Felidae.
UGUCCACGCACAAUGGGCCAUGGAGUUCUCUUUCGAUGUGGACGCCCUGCUGCCGGAGCGGAUCACGGUGCUGGACCAGCACCUGCGACCCCCAGCCCGGCGACCCGGAACCACAACGCCGGCCCGUGUUGACCUGCAACAGCAAAUUAUGACCAUUGUAGAUGAACUGGGCAAGGCUUCUGCCAAGGCCCAGCAUCUUCCUGCUCCCAUCACCAGUGCAUUAAGGAUGCAGAGUAACCGCCAUGUUAUGUAUGUGCUCAAAGACACUUCAGCGCGACCAGCUGGAAAAGGAGCCAUUAUUGGCUUCCUGAAAGUUGGAUACAAGAAACUCUUUGUGCUGGAUGAUCGUGAGGCUCACAAUGAGGUAGAACCACUUUGCAUUCUGGACUUUUACAUCCAUGAGUCACUUCAACGCCAUGGCCAUGGACGAGAACUCUUCCACUAUAUGUUGCAGAAGGAGCGGGUUGAACCACACCAACUGGCCAUUGACCGACCAUCACAGAAGCUGCUUAAGUUCCUGAAUAAACAUUACAACCUGGAGACCACAGUCCCACAGGUCAACAACUUUGUGAUCUUCGAAGGCUUCUUUGCCCAUCAGCACCGGCCCCCUGCUCCCUCCCUGAGAGCAUCUCGACAUUCUCGUGCUGCUGUGGUUGAUCCUACACCUGCUGCUCCAGCAAGAAAGCUGCCACCCAAGAGAGCAGAGGGAGACAUUAAGCCAUAUUCCUCUAGUGACCGAGAAUUUCUGAAGGUAGCUGUGGAGCCUCCUUGGCCCCUAAACAGGGCCCCUCGCCGUGCUACACCUCCAGUUCACCCACCCCCCCGCUCCAGCAGCCUGGGAAACUCACCAGAACGGGGUCCCCUCCGCCCCUUUGUGCCAGAGCAGGAGCUGCUGCGUUCCCUGCGCCUCUGCCCUCCACACCCUACUGCCCGCCUUCUGCUUGCUACUGACCCUGGGGGCAGUCCAGCCCAGCGUCGCCGCACCAGGGGGGAUCCCCCAGGGCUGGUAGCCCAAAGCUGCUGCUACAGCCGCCAUGGGGGAUUGAGUUCCUCAUCCCCCAAUACAGGCAACCAAGAGUGGAAGCAGGGGGAACAGGAAACACAGAAUAGGUCUGCCAGCGAGGAGCAGGUCUUGUCACAGGAUGGGUCUGGGGAGGAACUCAUGCACACAGUUCCUCCACAGGCCCAGGCCCUGCCAGCUCAGUCCUGGACAAUGGGUGGGGACAUGUUCAACGCCAGGUUCAUUCGAAACUUGCAGGACCGUCGCAGCACUAGGCCUUGGUGAUGGAAACCCUUUCUCACACCUUCAAAGUCAGUAUAAUUUCUCACUACAGGAGGUAGCCAAACAAAGCCCGCCCUCAUAAUGGAAAUAUUUAUUCAUUAAUUCUUUCAUUCAUUCAACAGCUUUUCUUACCAGUGCCAAGUCAUUUGUAUUUUAUUUUUAACCAGAGCAAUAAAAGUUUAUUUUUAUCACGAGA